AUGCUAUCGUGCUAUCAUGACCGUGACACGUCUAUUCCUGUUAGUCCCUGGUGUCUUUCAACUAUUUGUGAAUUAAAAACCGGGCGACGUCACAAAUCCUGCAUUAAACAAUAUCCAUAAACUGCGUUUUGUUCACACCUCGCGCUUUUUGCCGUGGUAAAGCUGUCAAUAAAGUUUUGGUCGCGCGAAAGGAAGUUACGUCGAGACGGCAGGUCGGUCGUUCUCGUCACCUGAUUGGUUGUUUCGCAUGUUCUGCUGAAUUGUGAUUGGCUAGCACCUCUUGAGCGAAAAUUAAAUCAGACGUUACAGCCAUUCAGAGAUCGCUGUUGCGCUUGUUUGAGUUUCAUUCCGUUCGUUGGCUAGACGCCGUUUUUAAGAUGGGAGACAUAGCAGAGAUUCAUAUAACACCCGAGACUCCUGGAAGACCUGCUAUCCUGAACCCGUUUGAGAGCCCAAACGACUACCACCAUCUGCAUGAGCCCCUGGUGCCCAGCCCGUCGGUGUUCAAGAGCUCCAAGAGCUCAUCAGCGACACCAGCCAAGUUCAAAUGGUCCAUUGAUGAAAUGGCAAAUUUACUUCCUGUGGAAAUAGACCCAGAGGAUAUUCACCGCCAGGCUGUGUUUCUGAGCCAAGCCAGGGCAGAUGCUGAGAUUGAGGAAAAACGGCAGCAUGCUAUUGAACAGUUUUUCACUAAAGGUGCAAUUGUUCCCUCUCCAUGGGGACCACCAGCAGCUAAACAAUCUGUAAAAAUGCCACAUCAGAAAAGUCCUUUGUCCCCACUGGUAACAGAGGAGCUUCAGUCUUCAAAGAAAAUACAUGCUAUCUGUCAGACGGUCCUCUCUCUACCUGUGGACUUCAAUCUUGAAAAAGUUCUGGGUGAUUACUACAGGACAGAAGAGUUAACCGAGCAGGUGCAGGAGAGCCUCAGCUCCUCUUCAUUGCGGCGGAAACUGUUUCUUGAUGGCCAUGACAGCGGCUCUGAGUCCUCUACCCCUUCCAGCCCAGACAGAUAUUCCCAUAACGUCCCGCCCAGCAGUCGAGAGAUGAUGUCUUCUGUUAUUGUCUCUCCACUUCAGUGUGGCAUUCCAACUGGGACGCCCUUGUCUGGCCAGUUUUCAUCCAGUCCCAUCCAAGGCCAGUGUCGAGCAUACAGUCUGGGCAGUGUCGGAAGUCCCAUGUUUUUAGAGAGAUCGUCGCCUGCUUUCAAGUCUCCUAUUCUGUCGCCCAUCAGACUUCAGCAUUCUGUGACGCCUGUAUCAGGUGAGAGGAAAAGGCUGUCGUUUCUGUCCCCCGAUGGCAUUCCCAUGGGCAGCUCAUACAUGGACCUGAACCGAUGUGGAGAAAGCCCAUUGGUGGAGGGUUGUUCCCCUAUUCGAAGCUGCUCUCUCUUUCAGUCCCAACCCAGAAACAGAGCCUGUAUGUGGGCCUCUCCUACUCAAAUUUCCGUUAUCCUCCACCCAACCCUCCAGGACAAGGAGAACUUCCAUCCCAAUGAACCUUUACCCACCAUGGACCUGGACGCUAACUCAACAGGACCUCAUGCCCAGCGAGAAGGACACCAAUCUGGGGGGAGUGAGUCAGAGGCCUCCGUGGCUGUUUCUGAGCAAAUGGAUCAAGACGAGCAGUUUGUGAAGGACACUGGAGGAAAUAAUGAGACUGACAGAACGGAAAAUGAGGAUGAGGUCAUCAGCAGGAGCAGAGAGGAAUCCUGUGGUUGGGUUCCUGAAGAGGACACUGCAUCACCAGUUAGACUGUCCAGCUCUCGAACAGGCAGUGUGCCUGACGCUGAGAGUACACACAUGUUCGUAUCCCUGCUAGCGGAAGGAAGCAUUACACCAUACGACAUUAGCAUGCAGGUGGAUAGCGGUUAUAACACUCACUCAGUGUGCACUACCAGCUUAAUGGACACCCUCAGUUCAGACAGUUAA
Molecule: messenger RNA, 1928 nt
Organism: Sinocyclocheilus anshuiensis
Lineage: Eukaryota; Metazoa; Chordata; Actinopteri; Cypriniformes; Cyprinidae
Product: protein aurora borealis-like
Exons: 12
Coding region: 378-1928 (516 amino acids)
Biological process (GO): regulation of mitotic nuclear division; regulation of mitotic spindle organization; activation of protein kinase activity
Cellular component (GO): cytoplasm; nucleus
Molecular function (GO): protein kinase binding
Source: RefSeq, a predicted model, not a curated record